GUGAAUAACUCAACCUGAAAUGAGAGCCUAGCUGCCAGGAAAGAACAGCGGACAAGCUGUCGAUUAAAUAGGCCUAUUAUUGCAAAAUACAUGUAAAGAAAACAUAAAACGUGCCACACAAAGGGAAUAUAUAUAGCUGAAAUCACCUGCUCUUUGGAAAACAAAAUGAUCCGCUUCAUCCUGAUCCAGAACCGAGCAGGGAAGACCCGGCUGGCGAAGUGGUACAUGCAGUUUGAUGACGACGAGAAGCAGAAGCUCAUCGAGGAGGUCCACGCCGUGGUCACGGUCCGUGAUGCCAAACACACCAACUUUGUGGAGUUCAGAAACUUCAAGAUCAUCUACAGGCGCUACGCAGGUCUGUACUUCUGCAUCUGUGUGGACGUGACUGACAACAACCUGGCGUACCUGGAAGGCAUUCACAACUUUGUUGAGGUGCUGAACGAGUACUUCCACAACGUGUGCGAGCUGGACCUGGUGUUCAACUUCUACAAGGUGUACACAGUGGUGGAUGAGAUGUUCCUAGCAGGAGAGAUCAGAGAGACCAGCCAGACAAAGGUCCUCAAGCAACUGCUGAUGCUCCAGUCUCUAGAGUAGAGAACACCUCCGUUUUCCCUCCACCUUCACACCCUUCAUCACCUUCUCCAUCCAUCACCUCCACUUCCUGUCCCUAAGCUCCCCCUCCCCUUCUGCUUCUCCAGCAGAGCUCUGGUUCAGCUCAGUCAGCCAGACAGUCCAUCCGUCCUGGGCUGCCAGUUCUGCUGUUACUGGGUUAGUCUUCAUUGGUGGAGACUGUGAAAACAGUGCACCAAUCUGGCAACCAUCCCCCCUUUUUUCUUCCUUAAGUGUCACUACUCGUGUAGCUAACAAGCACCAUGAAAAAGAACUUUGUGUUUGUCUGGGAUUACCACAGCUUUCACUGCAGUCUGCUGAGAACCUGUUGAAGACCUCCAUCAGAGUAAAAGGGGUUGCUCUGACAAGUAGAUCCUUGAGGAGGGCAUUCUGGGUAUUUGAGUCUUAGUGUAUCACUCCCCUGUGAAUAUGAAACGUGGUUCAAAUUUUGUUUGACAUGAUAUUGAUGUACAAGACUGUGUUGAUUAUGUAUCUUAUGUGGUUCUGUCCUAUAUCCAAUAUGAUAUAAUACGUUAGGCACCCUUGAUAUGUAUUACGUAGGACCAAGAAAAUAAAGGGUCCCUGAAGUGCAAUCUUUUCAUUGAAGUCACUCAUCUCAAGCAUCAGAUCUGUCUGAUCCCGGUGACUGCAUAUGGUGCUUGUUAGCUACACCUAGAUAUAAUUUCAAUUCAAAUACACACCCCAGUAAUCUCAACAUAGACUGAGUGAUGGACAACACAAAACCAAAUAGAAAUCCCAGUCAAUGGAAAUAUAUAGCGAUAUAUUUGAGGUAAUAAGGCAGUACUGUGCGGUUUAGUUUUUGUAUGGUGUAUGGUAUGUAUACAGUGUAUCUUAUGUGUGUUUGAAACUUGAGUGCUGCCCAUUCCAAACCUCUAAGCCCCACCCUCCUGCCCAAUGUCCUGUGGUCAAGUACAAAUGCAUUCAGGCUGGAAAUGAUUCCAUUUCAAACCCUCCCAGUUUCUCAUACCAGUAUGAGCUGAGGUGUCUUUACUGACCAGUGGCUUAAUGAAUGACCACUACUCUGGGAAGGGUUGUCAUUCUUUUUACAACCCUAAAAUGUGUCCUUUCUUAUAUUAUUUCCUUGAGGCAACAUCUGAUCUAAUGAGGUUGGAUUGGUGUGUUUGCUUCCAUGCACAGAUUUGACCGAUGCAGCCCUCAUAAGAUUAGUGAUUUCUUAAAGGAAAGAUUGAUAGGAUCCAUUCUACAAAGACACUAUAGUCUGCUUCCCACCCUCUCCAUCAUCCUUCAACCUCCGACAUUCACCUUCACAUUUUUCAUGUGAUUAUAUUGUCUGUAUGUAAUUUUUUUUAUUCGGCUGUAGUAAGAGAUGUACUGCUGUCCCCGCCCCUUGAGUCAGUUAGGUAAUGAGGUGUUUAGGUGUUUCAUUGUCCUGUUGGUCAACCGGCCAUGCUCUUGUGUAUUCCAGUCGAUGUAUAUAAAAAAACUAACAUGAAAUACUAAAAUUGUUUUAAAGACCUGAAGUUUGUUACACGUUU
Molecule: messenger RNA, 2126 nt
Organism: Osmerus eperlanus (European smelt)
Lineage: Eukaryota; Metazoa; Chordata; Actinopteri; Osmeriformes; Osmeridae
Gene: ap2s1
Product: adaptor related protein complex 2 subunit sigma 1
Exons: 5
Coding region: 166-594 (142 amino acids)
Biological process (GO): clathrin-dependent endocytosis; intracellular protein transport
Cellular component (GO): AP-2 adaptor complex; intracellular membrane-bounded organelle; membrane coat
Molecular function (GO): clathrin-cargo adaptor activity
Source: RefSeq, a predicted model, not a curated record